This is a messenger RNA of Daktulosphaira vitifoliae (grape phylloxera), 2241 nucleotides long. Its product is annotated as arylsulfatase B-like. NCBI's taxonomy places the organism in Eukaryota, Metazoa, Arthropoda, Insecta, Hemiptera, Phylloxeridae. The coding region runs from base 112 to 1812 and encodes 566 amino acids. The record is from RefSeq and is a predicted model, not a curated record. The transcript has 8 exons.
CUACGAUGUUUGAACGUGAUAUUUGCAAACACCAUUCUUGUCUUCGACACAGUUCGCUAGAAAGCGUCGAUUCAGUAGAUCUAUUGCCGCCAUUGAUAUUCGUGCCGAGCUAUGCAUCGUCCGUUCUUAAGCAGAGUGCCAGCAUUGAUGGCAUUGGCUUGCCUUGCACAGUUAUUUCAGCUACCAUUAAGCUUUUCGCAAUUGUCAAAGCCAAAUAUUGUCUUUAUUUUGGCUGAUGAUUUGGGAUGGAAUGAUGUUAGCUACCAUGGAUCAGAUGAAAUACCAACGCCCAAUAUUGAUGCUUUAGCGUACAAUGGGAUUAUAUUAAACAACAUGUAUGCACAGCCAGUGUGCACACCGUCACGAGCUGCAUUAAUGACAGGAAAAUAUCCAAUAAAAUUAGGUAUGCAAGGACCACCAAUUUAUGGUGCUGAGCCGAAUGGAUUACCACUCUCGGAAAAAUUGUUGCCUGAGUAUUUGAAAGAUUUGGGGUACACCACUCGAGCAGUAGGGAAAUGGCAUUUGGGAUUUUAUCAACUUCCAUACACGCCAACUCGUAGAGGUUUUGAUUCCCAUUUUGGGUACUAUACUGGAUACGUUAGUUAUUACGAUUAUAUGCUACAAGAUGUUUAUCAAAAUAUUGGUGAGUUUAAUGGAUUUGAUUUAAGGCGAAAUGAUUCUUUUGCGUGGGAUGUAGUCGGCAAGUAUGCAACUGAUGUAUUUACGGACGAAGCAGUACGUUUAAUCAAAGAACAGCCGUCAAAUAAACCAUUGUUUUUGUACUUAGCACACGUAGCUGUCCAUACAGGAAAUCAUGGAAAGAAUCUAGAAGCUCCGCAAUCUGAAAUAAAAAAAUUCAGCCAUAUUGCCGAUCCUAAUAGACGGACUUAUGCGGCAAUGGUUUCGAAAAUGGACGAAUCUGUUGGGCGAGUGGUGCAAGCGUUGAGUGAAAAAAACAUGCUAUACAACACAAUAAUCGUUUUCAUGUCAGAUAAUGGAUCACCAACUUUUGACGAUUCAGGUAGAAAUUUUCCUGCAGCCUCAGGUGUAUCUGAAAACUGGGGAUCUAAUUAUCCUUUCAGAGGAACAAAAAACACGUUGUGGGAAGGUGGUACUAAGGUUCCAGCACUUAUUUGGACUUCGCAGUUUCAACAAAAUCCAAGAGUGUCUCAACAACUAAUUCAUAUAUCGGAUUGGUUACCAACACUAUAUUCAGCUGCAGGUGGACAUACAGGAUUUUUACCAAAAGAUUUGGAUGGACUGGACCAAUGGACAUCUUUGACAUUAAAUUUACCAUCACAACGAAAAUAUGUGCUGCUAAACAUAGACGAGAAAAAACGGUAUGCCGCAAUUAGAAAGGACAAUUGGAAACUUAUUGUUGGUUCGACAGCCAAUGGUUCCGUUGACGGCUUUUACGGAAUUACUAAAGCACGUAUAGCCUAUAAUGUUUCAGCUGUGAUAGAAAGCAGGGCUGGCAGAGUUUUGUCGAGUUUGUCUGAUAGUCUGUAUUUACUAAAACCCAAUAUUAGAGAUAUUUUAGCUACGCGAUUAGAGGCGACGGUCAGAUGUAUUCCUCAACAAGGACCUAGAGCCAGAUCACCGUGUUCUCAAGGUGAAGCUUGUCUGUUUGACAUGGAGUCUGAUCCUUGCGAAACAAUAAACUUGGCCAAAAAGUACCUGACUGUGAGCUCGCAGCUAUACGAGGUACUCAAAUAUUACCGGAGACAGUUGGUCACUCAGACUAAUCAACCAAUCGACGUGAACGCAAACCCUGUCAGAUUUAACCACACUUGGUCAACAUGGAUGUACUGAUUUCAUCGUUAGUCAGUGAUUAUACCACGCCAUUUCAUUGUGCCUAGUAUGAACAUUUUCCAAAAAAUAAUCGCAUUAAAAAUGUUCACGGAUUUGUAGGCAUUGAUAGGCAAACAUUUUCCUAAUUGGUAAUUUGACAUAAUUGUAUAAUCAACUCUUUGGCGUGUCUUUAAAAGUACAAAAAUGUUAUAAUGCAAAGUUAAUAAUGAUAAGUUUACAGUUAGUAUUUAGAGUUAUAAGGGAAGGGUGAAUUUACAAAACGCAAUAUUAUAAUUUCCCAACUUCAUUGAAACUCCUAAUUAAAAGUUAAAAUUCUAAAAAUUAUUAUGUUAAACGUAAAGCAGGUUUAAAUUUUGAAAUAGUUUUUCAAGUGAAAUUACUUUACAGAGGGUCAAAAAAAAAAAGAUUAUGACGCAUCACGGUGGGCCA